This is a messenger RNA of Haliotis rubra (blacklip abalone), 858 nucleotides long. RefSeq names its product calpain-1 catalytic subunit-like. The record is from RefSeq and is a predicted model, not a curated record. Gene Ontology annotation, biological process: proteolysis. Lineage: Eukaryota; Metazoa; Mollusca; Gastropoda; Lepetellida; Haliotidae. The transcript is spliced from 6 exons. Gene Ontology annotation, cellular component: cytoplasm. Bases 1 to 858 code for a protein of 285 amino acids. Gene Ontology annotation, molecular function: calcium-dependent cysteine-type endopeptidase activity.
AUGGCUCGAACAAUGAAGUUCGUGUUUCAUCUGUUUAGACACUAUGGGUCGUAUAAUGAGGUGGGUGAUGAAGGAGGGUACACAAGUGAUGCCUGCCUCACGCUGACAGGAGGCGUGACUGAGAUAAUCAGUUUAAAAUCUAACAAGCCAGACCCACAUCGUCUGUUUCAUAGACUGAAGCAGAUCUUGGAGAAGGGCUCGCACAUCAACUGUUCUCUUCUUCAAGAGACGACACGUACCAGGAACACUGGACUCAUUGGCGGCCAUGCCUACUCCUUGACAGACACACGUUUGGUGACAAGACGUAAUGGAGAGAAGGUUCCUCUUUUAAGGAUCCGAAAUCCUCAAGGAUAUUUCCAGUGGAAGGGGAAGUGGAGCGACAUGAGCUCUGAAUGGAUGACGGUGGUGGAGGGUGACAAGAUACACAAUAUCAGAGAAGAUGGGGAAUUCUGGAUGAGUGCUGUGGACUUCCUGCAGCAGUUCAGUCAGAUAAUGAUCUGUUGCCGAAGACCAGAUUGCAUUGCAGAUGGCAGCACAAAGCCAAUGAGACUUGCUAAAGACGGUUAUGUUCCUUUGUUUUUGCAACUUGUUCAGAAAACGGAAACUCUUCAAAAUGACAGCAUGCAUUGUGAUCUUUUUAGGAUUAAACGUGUGGAUGAGAAAACCAAAACUCUCCACGUUCUGAAGAUUGAAAACUCAGCUAGAAACAACCACUACCUCCCGCGAUUGCACACCAACUUCCGAUUCAAGCUCAAACCAGGGCGUUAUCUCGCAGUUCCCUCCACAGAGAAAAAGGGGAUAAACAAGGAGUUCCUAAUCAGAGUGUUCUGUGCGUCACCUGUGCUACAAUGCAGGUAA